Messenger RNA from Fulvia fulva, 1134 nucleotides. RefSeq lists its product as uncharacterized. The transcript has 2 exons. The record is from RefSeq and is a predicted model, not a curated record. Gene Ontology annotation, molecular function: protein binding. Lineage: Eukaryota; Fungi; Ascomycota; Dothideomycetes; Mycosphaerellales; Mycosphaerellaceae. Bases 1 to 1134 code for a protein of 377 amino acids.
AUGCGGGCAGCUUUCGCGAGCAGCGAUAUCUGCAGCUACUUAAAGAUUUACCUUGCACAGCACUCUCAACCUCCGAACCUCAAAGACAUCUCCGACACUACACGAAGCACCCCCGCGCAGCAACAUACCACCAUCAUGAAGCGAAACAGAAGCUACCAAGACGAUGAAGACGAGUACGAGCCACCCACCAAGAAAACCACCAGGAAGACUACCAAGAAAACACCCAAGAAAGCCCCCUCACUUCGUGUCACUCGAUUGAUGAAGGUGGAUGCAAGCCGUCGUGCUGUUUUUGAGACCGUGGAGCUGCUGGAGAAUAUCCUCGAACAAUUGCCCCCUCGUGAGAUUAUCGUGUGCGAGAGGGUGUGCAAGCAGUUUCAACGGGUCAUCAAGUCUUCCUUGAAGAUGCAGCGGAUACUUUUCAGGACCGUUGACGAUGUUGGUGAGAAAUGGACUGUGCGUGAGGAGUUCUCGCUGGAAGGCGAUAUCACGGGCCUGUAUCACUUCGAGCCUGCGCCAACUUCUCAGAAGCAUCAGGACGGGACCUCAACGACUUACCGGGCGUGCCGACUGAAUACCACUUUCUUCGAGCACAGUUUUUCUGAUGUUGACCAACCGAACAAAAUACCGAAUGCCGCGCAGGUACACGUCACAGGUAGCACCACAGUCAAUUUCAGACCCGAGAUCAGUCACAUCCUCAUGGACAUGGUGAGGGGCAAGUCAGGAUCUUGGGGUGACAUGUAUAUCACAUCUCCCCCAUGUCAGCAAGUUCGCAUCAGCGUGAGAAUAAAGUUCAGUCCGACGCAGUCCUGCCAAGUCGUUAAGAACAUCAUUGCGUCCUCUGGUAUCACGCUUGGCGAACUCGCAAGUCAACUGUCGGCCAGUACUGGGAGAGAUGACUUUGGGCUGGGCAAUUCCAGGCAACAGAUGACCCGGCGCUCUGGUUGGAACCUAUGGCUCGACUGCUCGGGCGGAAGUCUGAAAGACUACGUCGCCUCCGUGAAGUCAAAGACUGGCCGCGAUACGGGGAUAGUAUCUGGACCCCACGGGCCCUGGUUGAAGCUCGACGGCGUAGUCCUCCCCACUGAGGAGGAGAGAGAAGCAGUGCGAGGUCGAGCGAGCGAGUCGGAAGUGUAG